Molecule: messenger RNA, 1265 nt
Organism: Eublepharis macularius
Lineage: Eukaryota; Metazoa; Chordata; Lepidosauria; Squamata; Eublepharidae
Gene: INSM1
Product: INSM transcriptional repressor 1
Exons: 1
Coding region: 1-1260 (419 amino acids)
Biological process (GO): negative regulation of transcription by RNA polymerase II; neuron differentiation; regulation of cell cycle process
Cellular component (GO): nucleus; transcription repressor complex
Molecular function (GO): RNA polymerase II cis-regulatory region sequence-specific DNA binding; DNA-binding transcription repressor activity, RNA polymerase II-specific
Source: RefSeq, a predicted model, not a curated record
AUGCCCCGCGGCUUCCUGGUGAAGAGGAGCCGCCGCCCCACGCCCAUCUCCUACCGGACGCGCUGCUGCUGCCCGGCGGCGGGAGGGGAGCCGGAGCCGCCGCCGCAGCCCCCCGGGCCGGCCGCGGCCUGCUGCGAGCCCCCCGAGGCGGCGCCGCUCUCCGUGCCGGCCCUGCCGCCCUUCGGCACCCCCGAGGGCCCCUCGGCCGCUGCCGCCUCCCCGGCGGCCCUGCACAGCCCGGCGCGGGCGGUCAGCGAGGAGCGCAGCCUGCACCUGGGCUCGCCCGUCUCGGCCGAGUCCUUCCCGGCGCCCGACGCGCUGCUGCUGGGGCCCGGCGGCGAGCUGAAGCUCUGGGCCGCCGCCCUCGCUAGCGGCCCGGCGCCGGCGCGCAGCCCCGCCGCCAAGCGGCCGCAGGGCAGGAAGGCCAAGGCGGCGCGCCGGCUGCACUUCGAGGACGAGGUGACCACGUCGCCGGUGCUGGGGCUGCGCAUCAAGGAGGGCCCGCCCGAGCCCGCCUCGCCCCCGCCGCCGCCGCCGCAGCAGGCCCCGCAGCAGCAGGCCCCGCCGGCGGGCGGGCCGGGCGGGGGGCCGCGGGCGGGCGGCGCGGCGCGGCUGGGCGAGUUCAUCUGCCAGCUGUGCAAGGAGCGCUACCCGGACCCGCUGGGCCUGGCGCAGCACAAGUGCUCGCGCAUCGUGCGCGUCGAGUACCGCUGCCCCGAGUGCGACAAGCUCUUCAGCUGCCCGGCCAACCUGGCCUCGCACCGCCGCUGGCACAAGCCGCGCCCGCCCAGCGCGCCCGCCAAGCCCAAGGAGGAGCCGGCCAAGGGCGCGGGCGGCGGCGGCGGCAGCGGCAGCGAGCGGGACACGCCGAGCCCCGGCAGCGGAGAGGCGCCCGAGGAGCUGGCCUGCCCGCGCUGCGCCAAGCGCUUCCGCCGCCAGAGCGCCCUGCGCAAGCACCUGCCCGUCCACCAGCCGCCGCCCCCGGCGCCCGCCCCGGCCGAAGAGGGCCCCGCGGCGGCGGCGGCGCUGAGCCUGGCCCCGGAGGGCCACCCGUGCCCGGUGUGCGGCGAGCCCUUCCCCAGCAAGAGCGGCCAGGAGCGCCACCUGCGCCUGCUGCACGCCGCCCAGGCCUUCCCCUGCAAGUACUGUCCGGCCACCUUCUACAGCUCGCCGGGCCUCACCCGGCACAUCAACAAGUGCCACCCGUCGGAGAACCGGCAGGUCAUCCUGCUCCAGGUGCCCGUCCGGCCCGCCUGCUAGAGGGA